AUGGUGUGGCCCCCAUUCACGAAAAACCUGAAAAUUCAGGUCAAUAACAAUGAUAAAAACCAUGUAAUUGAUAUUGUUGGGUGCUUCAAGAAAAGCAAUCUGAUUGAACGAGAAAAAGCAGAAGCGCAGUUCAAGGCUGAGGUAACGCACAUGUCAGAGUGGAAACCAAGUAAAGUCCGGCAAUGGAACCAACAACAAGUUGAAAACGAUUACUCGAUAUUGUCAAGUGGAGGAUACGAAGAAUACUGGCGCGCAAUCGAAAUUGAUAAAAAGCAUAAUGAAGCGGAAGCAGCAGAAACUAAAUCGUACUACCAAACUCGUAAGGAUUCUGCCAAACGGUCCCACGGUAGAUCAAAGCAGCUAUUAGGACGACAAAAACAAGCUACUACUCAACAAAAUUCAUCGACACCAGCAGCAACAACAACAGCACAAGUCGAUUAUGUUCCGCAGGGUGCCACAGCAACAGUAGAUGGUGUUUAUCAAAAAGACACGGCAGGAGAUAAGAGCUAA
This is a messenger RNA of Zychaea mexicana, 510 nucleotides long. RefSeq lists its product as uncharacterized. Bases 1 to 510 code for a protein of 169 amino acids. The transcript has 4 exons. Lineage: Eukaryota; Fungi; Mucoromycota; Mucoromycetes; Mucorales; Lichtheimiaceae. The record is from RefSeq and is a predicted model, not a curated record.